This is a messenger RNA of Apus apus (common swift), 2544 nucleotides long. It is a transcript of the gene P3H1, whose product is annotated as prolyl 3-hydroxylase 1. Gene Ontology annotation, cellular component: endoplasmic reticulum. The transcript has 15 exons. Gene Ontology annotation, biological process: collagen metabolic process. The record is from RefSeq and is a predicted model, not a curated record. Gene Ontology annotation, molecular function: L-ascorbic acid binding; protein binding; iron ion binding. Bases 44 to 2182 code for a protein of 712 amino acids. Lineage: Eukaryota; Metazoa; Chordata; Aves; Apodiformes; Apodidae.
GUUCCGCCGUGCCGGGCCGUGCCGUGCCGGGCCGGGCUCGGUGAUGGCGCUGCCCGCGCUGCUGCUGGCGCUGCUGGGGGCGAUGGCGGCGGGGCAAGACCCGGGAGACCCCCCGCUGCCGGCGCAGCCCCCGGACGCGCUGUUCGCCGCGGGGGCGGACGCCUACGCGCGGGGGGACUGGCCCGGCGUGGUGCUGCAGAUGGAGCGGGCGCUGCGGGCGCGGGCGGCCCUGCGCUCCCGCCUGGCCCGCUGCCGCCUGCGCUGCGCCAACGGCACGGCGGGGCCGCCGCCCCCGCCCCAGCCCGAGCCCGUGCUCCGCGACCUGCUCUUCUUCCGCGGGUUGCUGCGCCGGGCCGCCUGCCUGCGGGGCUGCGGGCCCCCCGCGCCCUCCCGCUACCGGCUGGGCGACGAGCUGGACCGCGAGUUCAGCAAGCGCAGCCCUUACAACUACCUGCAGGUCGCCUAUUUUAAGAUGAACCGGCCGGCAAAGGCCGCUGCUGCCGCCCACACCUUCUUCGUGGCCAACCCCGGGCACCAGGAGAUGAGGCAGAACCUGGAGUACUACCAAGCCAUGGCCGGCGUCCUCGAGGAAGACUUCACCGACCUGGAGGCCAAACCUCACCUGAGCGAGUUCAGGCUGGGUGUCCGGUUUUACACGGAGGAGCAGCCGGCUGCUGCCAUCCUGCACCUGGAGAAGGCCCUGCAGGAGUAUUUUCUGGCGGACGCCGAGUGCCGUGCGCUCUGUGAGGGGCCCUACGACUAUGAGGGCUACAACUACCUGGAGUACAACGCAGACCUUUUCCAGGCCAUCACAGAUCACUACAUGCAGGUACUAAGCUGCAAGCAGGGCUGUGUUACAGAGCUGGCCUCCCAGCCUGGAAGGGAGAAGCCCUUGGAGGAUUUUCUACCCUCACACUUCAACUACCUCCAGUUUGCCUACUACAACAGUGGAAAUUAUGAAAAAGCCAUUGAAUGCACCAAAACCUAUUUGCUCUUCUUCCCAAAUGAUGAGGUGAUGAACCAGAAUUUGGCUUAUUACACUGCUGUCCUGGGGGAGAACCUGGCAGGACCCAUCCAACCCCGAGAGGAGAUCCAGGUGUACCACCAACGAAGCCUGAUGGAGAAGGAGCUGCUCUUCUUCAGUUACGAUGUCUUUGGCAUCCCAUUCGUGGAUCCGGACACUUGGACACCUGAAGAGGUGAUACCAAAAAGACUGCGAGAGAAACAGAAGGUGGAGCGGGAGACGGCAGCGCGCAUCUCGGAGGAGAUCGGCAACCUCAUGAAGGAGAUCGAGACGCUGGUCGAGGAGAAGGCCAAGGAGUCUGCUGAUAUGAGCAAGUUCAUCCGAGAAGGUGGCCCCUUAGUGUACGAAGGAGCCAGUGUCACCAUGAACUCCAAGGCCCUGAAUGGCUCCCAGCGCGUGGUGGUGGAUGGGGUCCUUUCCACCAAGGAGUGCCAAGAGCUGCAGGCACUCUCCAACGCAGCUGCCUCGGCCGGGGAUGGCUAUCGUGGGAAGACAUCUCCUCACACUCCCAGUGAGACCUUCCAUGGUGUGACUGUCCUCAAGGCCCUCAAGCUGGGCCAGGAGGGCAGGGUGCCCCUGCAGAGUGCCUACCUCUACUACAACAUGACAGAGAAGGUGCGGCACAUGAUGGAGUCCUAUUUCCGCCUGGAGGUCCCUCUCCACUUCUCCUACUCCCACCUGGUGUGCCGUACAGCCAUUGAUGAGAAGCAAGAAGGUAGAAGUGACAACAGUCAUGAGGUGCACGUGGACAACUGCAUCCUCAAUGCAGAAGCCCUGGUGUGUGUGAAGGAACCUCCAGCCUACACCUUCCGGGAUUACAGUGCCAUCCUCUACCUCAACGGGGACUUUGAAGGAGGAGCUUUCUACUUCACUGAGCUGGAUGCCAAGACCGAGACUGCAGAGGUUCAGCCACAGUGUGGUCGUGCCGUGGGCUUCUCCUCUGGCUCAGAGAACCCCCACGGGGUGAAAGCUGUGACCAAGGGCCAGCGCUGUGCCAUCGCCCUCUGGUUCACCCUGGACCCCCGACACAGCGAGCGGGAGCGUGUGCAAGCGGACGACCUGGUGAAGAUGCUUUUCAGCCCAGAAGAGAAGGAUUUGCUGCAGGAGCCGAAGCAGGAGCCACCAGCUGCUGUUGCGGUGGGGAAAGAUGAGCUAUGACUUCCCACAGGGACAAGGAGCUCCCUGCCAGGAGCAGUGCCACCAGCAUUGUGGCUUCAGGCUGCUCAGCCAUGGGGCUGCCAGGCUGGACCCCCCUCCACCCCCAGCUGAUGUGGGAUGGGGAACUGGGGGUGCCCUGCACCACCCCUGCAACAUCCAGCAUCCCCCCUGCAGAGCUGACCUGGGGCUGCCACAGAGACUCUGGGGUGGACAUGGGGGACAAGGGAGGGAUGUUCUUUUAGGGAUGAGGACCCAGUUCCAUGGUAGUGGACACGUGCCUUUCCCCUUGGCCAAAACUGCCACUAUUUAAGUGCCUUCUGUAGAAAAUGGAUGAAUAAAUGCCCUUUUUUUUUUUUUCCUAA